Molecule: messenger RNA, 1614 nt
Organism: Sphenostylis stenocarpa
Lineage: Eukaryota; Viridiplantae; Streptophyta; Magnoliopsida; Fabales; Fabaceae
Source: the annotation of a GenBank genome assembly
AUGGGAAGAGAUCUCUGUGGAAGUGGAAAACUCAGAGGGUUCAGAAACUCGUGGUCCCAGAUGGAGAGAGCCUUAAACGAUGCCGUGUCCAAGAGCUUUGUGGGCAGGUACUUCAAGCUGGAACAGAGGAAAAGUUGUUUCACAAGGGAGCUUCGUGCUGCGGUGGCAACUUUUCUCACCAUGGGUUACAUCAUCACCGUCAACGCCACCAUCAUGGGCGCCUCCGGCGGCACCUGCUCCGCCGCGGACUGCUCCGCUCCGGCGGGCCCGGACUGCACGGUGAAGCCCAACGUUGGGUAUGAGAGCUGUCUUGCAAAGACCAAGAGUGACUUGGUUGUGGCCACUGCUGUUUCUGCUCUUGUUGGGUGUGUUGCCAUGGGCCUGUUUGCUAACCUUCCUUUGGGCCUGGCUCCGGCUAUGGGGCCCAAUGCGUACUUCACUUUUAAUUUGGUUGGUUAUCAUGGAAAUGGGUCAAUCUCCUACCAAACUGCAUUGGCUGUGAUUUUGGUUGAGGGCUGUGCUUUUCUUUUUGUCUCUGCUAUUGGGUUGAGAGGGAAGCUUGCCAAGCUCAUUCCUCAUGCAGUGAGGCUUGGCUCUGCUGCUGGGAUUGGGCUUUUCAUUGCCUUUACGGGCCUUCAGUCCGGCCUAGGUGUUGGGCUUAUUGGGCCUGACCCCUCCAAUCUGGUUACCAUUACGGCCUGCAAGAGUGUGGACCCAGCAACUGGGGCCUGCUUGGGGGGUAAACUACAAAGCCCAAAGUUCUGGCUUGGCCUUGUUGGCUUCCUCAUUACAAGUUAUGGGCUGAUGAAGAAUAUCAAGGGGAGCAUGAUCUAUGGCAUUCUUUUUGUGACUUUUGUGUCUUGGUUUAGACACACUGAAGUUACUUAUUUUCCUGACACUCCACUUGGUAAUGCAAGUUAUGACUAUUUCAAGCAAGUUAUUGGUUUUCACAAGAUUGAAUCCACUGCUGGGAUCAUCAGGUUUAGUGAUUUUAACCAAAAGGGUGUUUGGGUGGCGUUGGUUACUUUGUUCUAUGUUGAUGUGCUUGCCAUCACUGGCACUAUGUACACCAUGGCAGAGAUUGGUGGGUUUUUGGAUGAAAAAGGACAUUUUGAAGGUGAGUAUGUGGCUUAUAUGGUUGAUGCAGGCAGCACCAUUGUGGGUUCUGCAUUGGGUGUGUCAAGCACAGCAACAUUUGUGGAAUCAUCAGCUGGUUUGAGAGAAGGGGGUCGCACAGGACUAACAGCAGUUUUCAUUGGCUUCUUCUUCUUCUUGUCAUUGUUUUUCACUCCUCUAUUGUCUAGUGUUCCUCCUUGGGCUAUAGGACCCUCCCUUGUGAUGGUUGGAGUGAUGAUGAUGAAGGUGGUGAAGGACAUAGAUUGGACCAACACAAAGGAUGCAGUGCCUGCUUUUGCCACAAUGCUCCUCAUGCCUCUCACAUAUUCCAUAGCAAAUGGGAUCAUUGGUGGCAUUGGACUCUACAUUGCUCUCAGCCUCUAUGACUAUGCUGCAAGCAGCGUAAAUUGGUUUAGGAAAGCGAGGAGAAUGGUGGUGAAGGAACAGAACCAAGUUUCUGCUACUGCAGGUGCUGAAUCAACAGUGGAAAUAAUAUGA